Messenger RNA from Heterocephalus glaber (naked mole-rat), 737 nucleotides. It is a transcript of the gene Mien1, whose product is annotated as migration and invasion enhancer 1. Gene Ontology annotation, cellular component: cytosol. Lineage: Eukaryota; Metazoa; Chordata; Mammalia; Rodentia; Bathyergidae. Gene Ontology annotation, biological process: negative regulation of apoptotic process; positive regulation of filopodium assembly. The record is from RefSeq and is a predicted model, not a curated record.
GCCCGCGCCGUGGCGUCACACCCGGAAGUGGCGACCGAGCGCAGCCGGAGCCAUGAGCGGGGAGCCGGGGGAGCCCGGGAAGCUGUCCGUGGCGCCCCCUCCCGGGGAGGUGGAACCGGGCAGUGGGGUCCGCAUCGUGGUGGAGUACUGCGAGCCCUGCGGCUUCGAGGCCACCUACCUGGAGCUGGCAAGCGCCGUGAAGGAGCAGUACCCAGGCAUCGAGAUCGAGUCGCGCCUCGGGGGCACAGGGGCCUUUGAGAUUGAGAUCAAUGGACAGCUGGUGUUCUCCAAGCUGGAGAACGGGGGCUUCCCUUAUGAGAAAGAUCUCAUCGAGGCCAUCCGCAGAGCCAGUAACGGAGAACCCCUAGAAAAGAUCACCAACAGCCGCCCUCCCUGCAUCAUCCUGUGACUGCUCCAAGUUCCAGGGUCCACGCCUUGGUUUCCCCUGGUCCUGCUAGGAGCUCCCCACCUCUCCCUUCACUUAGCUCCAGGCAGCUAAGGGACCCUGGCCUCCACUUUGCCCUGUGGGCACAAGAGGGAAGAGGAGCUUUGGUGAUCGUAGGGGUAGGAACAGCGUUCUUCUGUGGACUUUCCACAACCACCUCGUACCCGCUUCCUGGGCACGGCGUCCAUGGAAGUCCAAGCCCUGUCAGAGGCCACAGUGGAUCUAAUUCACUUCCCCUGAGCCUUGGGCCAUGUCAGCUGUUGGCAAUAAAGAGGCACCCAGACACUCGGCA